AUGGCAGACAAGAUCAUACCUAGCAGUAUCAAGAUACCUCCUGCUGAGGUGAAAGAGACGAUAGAUAAAACUGUUGGUUACGUAUUAAAGAAUGGCUCAUCGUUCGAGGACAGAUUAAAAAAUAAUGAAGGAUCAAAUGAAAAAUUCACCUUCUUGAAGAAGAAUGAUGCUUACAACGAUUACUAUCAAUGGAAAUUGGGCAAUGUUAAUGAUUCUCAUGUGCAAGAUGGAGAUGUUAAAGUAGUUAAUGCUGAGAAUGAGACGGUGAAAGCACCUCUGGAACUUCAUUUUAUCUCCUCGAAUCCUCCUAUAUCAUCGUUAGACUUGGACAUUAUAAAGUUAACCGCUCUUUUUGUAGCUCGAAACGGUAGCAAGUAUGUGGAACAUUUAAUUACGCACCAGACACAACAGUCGAAUAAAGCUCAAUUUGAGUUUCUUCACGAAAAGCAUUCAUUACAUCUGAUAUUCCAAAAAUAUGUUAAACAGUACGAAAUGGUCCUAAGUUUGUAUACUGACUCUGACGAUGAAAAAUCACAGGAAAUCAUUAAAAGGCUUUCACACCCCGAUGAUAUAUUUGAAUCUGCCUAUCGCAGAGCACAUUAUAAUAAGCAACAUAAAGCUGAAUUACAGAACGAGAAAAAGGUGGAGGAACAGAAAAAAUUAGCAUAUACGUCUAUUGAUUGGCAGGACUUCGCCAUUGUUGGGCAAAUAGAAUUUGAUGCUGUGGACGAGGUUCGGGAGUUGGCGAUUCCUUUAAGAAGAGAAGAUUUGAUUUAUAGAUCAUUGGAAUCGAAACAGAAGGAAUUAGAUUUAGCAAAAGCAAAAGCACAACCUAAAUACGAGUCCCAAGAUACCACACCAGAAAGAAGCGAAACUGAAGUGGCAAAGCAUCCAAAGCCUAAGGGUAUGAAGAUCAGGGCUGCUGGAGAAUCGAGAUUGAAAAAUAAGUCCAAGCCAAACAACUCAGCUGCAAGUGAUAUGGCAGGCCAUAUAAAAUGUCCUAUUACCGGAAAGUUUAUACCAGAACUGCAAUUCGAUAAUCACCUAAAAGUGCUAUUGAGAGAUCCUCGUUACAAAGAACAACAAGACAACUUUGUCCGUAAGAACUUCACAUACUCAUCAAAUUUAACAACGGACGAGGUUUACGAUAAUAUAAAACGGUUAGCAAGAAAAAGAGAGGGAACGCAAGAUGGAGAAGAGCCCAUUUCCAAGAAACCAAAUCAAAUUGGCCCGCAUUAA
Debaryomyces hansenii CBS767 is the source of this 1239-nucleotide messenger RNA. RefSeq lists its product as uncharacterized. Gene Ontology annotation, cellular component: U2-type prespliceosome; U2 snRNP; catalytic step 2 spliceosome. Gene Ontology annotation, molecular function: RNA binding. The record is from RefSeq and is a predicted model, not a curated record. Lineage: Eukaryota; Fungi; Ascomycota; Pichiomycetes; Serinales; Debaryomycetaceae. Gene Ontology annotation, biological process: regulation of alternative mRNA splicing, via spliceosome; mRNA cis splicing, via spliceosome. The coding region runs from base 1 to 1239 and encodes 412 amino acids. The transcript has a single exon.